UGGCUCAGAAGGCGGGCGCGCGGCGGGGGGCGGCUCCUCCCCGGGAACAUGGCGGCUUGUGCGGCUGCGAGGCGGGGCUGGCGCCGGCUGGGACCCCCGGAGCUCGUCCCGCUCCUCAGGGGGCUCCACACGCAGAUCUACAGGGGCGGAGCCCCCUCUGCCUGGCUCCAUGGAAACGCCCCGCGUGGGGCUCCCCUGCGCCCCCGACUCACCCUGCGGCCGCCCCCGGCCCGGUGCCAAAGCAGCGCGGCCCAGGUACUGCCCCCCGCGGCUGCUCCGCCCCCAGCCCUGGGGGGCACGGUGCCCGGGGGGGAGCUGGCGGAGGUGCCGGAGCUGGGGCUGGCAGAGCUGGGGCUCGGCUCCUACACGCCCGUGGGGCUGAUCCAGAACCUGCUGGAGUUCCUGCACGCUGACCUGGGGCUGCCCUGGUGGGGCGCCAUUGUGGCCGGCACGGUGGCGGCACGCUGCCUGGUCUUCCCGCUCAUCGUGAAGGGGCAGCGGGAGGCCGCCAAACUGAACAACCACCUGCCCGAGAUCACCCGGCUCACACAGCGCAUGCAGGACGCCAAGCGCUCCGGCAACCAGUUUGAGUUCUCCAAGUUGUAUUCGGAACUGAAUCUGUACCAGAAGGCCCACGACGUCAACCCCGUACGGGGGUUCCUGGUGCCCCUCGUCCAGGCCCCCGUCUUUAUCUCGUUUUUCAUCGCACUGCGGGAGAUGGCCGCCCUGCCCGUGCCCAGCAUGCAGAGCGGCGGCCUGGCGUGGUUCGUGGAUCUGACGGCAGCCGACCCCCUCUACGUCCUGCCCCUCGUCGUCACCGGGACCAUGUGGCUUAUCCUGGAGCUGGGGGCGGAGUCCGGGGUGGACAACCCCAACCUGAAGGUGAUGAAGACGGUUUUCCGGGUGAUGCCGCUGGUGAUCCUGCCGCUGACCAUCAGCUUCCCCACGGCCAUCUUCACCUACUGGCUGACAUCCAACCUGUUCUCCCUGGCGCAGGUCGGGCUCCUGCGGGUCCCGGCCAUCCGCGCCCGGCUCCGCAUCCCCGACCGCGUCCAGCAUGACCCGGCCCUGCUGCCCGCGCGCCAGGGCUUUGUCCAGAGCCUGCGGGCCGGCUGGAAGGACGCCCAGCUGGCCCAGCAGCUGCAGGAGCGCGAGCGGCGGGUCAAGAAUCACCUCGCCCUGGCCGCAAAAGGACCUCUGCGCCAGACCUUCUCCCACAACCCCUUGCAGCAGAAGGAGGGUGGGGCCAGUAGCACCAGCUCCAGCCGCCCAAAGAGGCCCUGGCAGGACACGCUGGGCUGAGACCUGCCCCACAGACAUCGCUGGACCCCCAGGACCUCAGAACCGCCACCAGUGGGCACCCACCUCUCCCCAGUCCGGACUCUGCUCAGGGGGUGGGUCUGAGCCAAUAAAGGACUCAUCACCCA
Molecule: messenger RNA, 1427 nt
Organism: Caretta caretta (loggerhead turtle)
Lineage: Eukaryota; Metazoa; Chordata; Testudines; Cheloniidae
Source: RefSeq, a predicted model, not a curated record